Arachis stenosperma is the source of this 1279-nucleotide messenger RNA. Its product is annotated as calcium-binding protein CBP-like. Gene Ontology annotation, molecular function: calcium ion binding. Lineage: Eukaryota; Viridiplantae; Streptophyta; Magnoliopsida; Fabales; Fabaceae. The record is from RefSeq and is a predicted model, not a curated record. The coding region runs from base 165 to 1019 and encodes 284 amino acids. The transcript has 5 exons.
UCCCCUUUUUGCCCAUUGAACGCUCCCGAUACUGCAAGUACAACUGCGGUUCACACUAUAAAAGCGAAAAACGCUCGAAUCCGUGUCACAAUCAUAUAUCUCUAUCAAUUUCUGUUUCUACCCCAACUCGUUUCGCUUCUUUCUUGCUCCUUUUAAUCCCAAACAUGUCAGGUUACGGCUACGGCUACGGUGCUCCAACAGGCGGCCAGCCUUACGGCUAUGGUGCCCCGCCGGGUGGCCAGCCUCAAGGCCACAGUGCUCCGCCAGGCGGCCAGCCUCACGGUCACAGUGCUCCGCCGGGAGGCCAGCCUCACGCUCACAGUACCCCGCCUGGCAGCCAGCCCUACGGCCACAGUGCCCCGCCGGGAGGCCAGCCUUACGGCCACAGUGCCCCGCCGGGAGGCCAGUCUUACGGCCAUGGCGGCGUCGCGACAGCAUACCCGGCAUCGGGCGGUUACGGUAGCCCGUUCGCCAUGCUGGUGCCGUCAACGUUCCCUCCCGGGACGGACCCGAGCAUCGUGGCGUGUUUCGAGAUGGUGGAUGUUGACCGAAGCGGGCAGAUCGACGAUAGGGAGUUGCAGAAGGCUCUGUCUUCCUAUAAUCAGAGCUUCAGCUUGAGGACCGUACACCUCCUCAUGAAUAUGUUCACCAACACCAACAUCAAGAAAAUCGGCCCCAAGGAAUUCACAUCUCUCUUUCAGAGUCUUCAGAGCUGGAGGGCGACUUUUGAAAGAUUUGAUAGGGACAGGAGCGGAAGAAUUGACUCGAAUGAGUUGCGAGAGGCUUUACUGAGCUUGGGUUAUUCUCUCUCUCCUAUGUUGUUGGAAUUGCUUAUCUCCAAGUAUGACAAAACUGAUGGAAGAGCCAGGGCUAUUGAAUAUGACAAUUUCAUUGAGUGUUGCCUUACUGUUAAGGGGCUAACUGACAAAUUCAAGGAGAAGGAUACUAACUUAAGUGGCACCGCAAAUUUCACCUAUGAGUCGUUUAUGUUGACCGUCCUACCCUUCAUAAUCGCUUAGGAACUAAAGCUCUGUUGAAUUCGUACGAUGCCCUUUUCAUGCGGUUGGUUUGAUAGUAUCCAUGUUCACAUUUUACUCUACUUUGCCGGUAUUUGAAUAUGCUUCAAUCGGGUUGUAAUGUAAGUAUGCAAAUCUUGAGUGCCAUAUUUGGAACUAGCUGAUUCUUCCCCUCUGGUACUGCUAAUAAAAUUCAGUGCUUAGUAUUAUGGGUAUGGGAUACGAAUGAACAGAUGAUGUUAUAAGGAGCUGUAUUAUUUGUA